Molecule: messenger RNA, 885 nt
Organism: Olea europaea var. sylvestris
Lineage: Eukaryota; Viridiplantae; Streptophyta; Magnoliopsida; Lamiales; Oleaceae
Product: ankyrin repeat-containing protein NPR4-like
Exons: 2
Coding region: 45-731 (228 amino acids)
Source: RefSeq, a predicted model, not a curated record
UCCAAUUCGAUGAUCAAGGAAACACCAUUCUGCACCUUGCUGCAAUGCUGGGGGAAUUUCUACCAUGGCGCAUUCCUGGUGCUGCUCUGCAGAUGCAAUGCGAGAUCAAAUGGUACAAGUAUGUUAAGAGCAAAAUUCCACGACGAAGCUUUGUUCACAACAACACUAGCGGAGAAACCCCAGGGAAGAUCUUCACACAGACACACCGAAAGCUAGUCAAAGAAGGCACUAAUUGGCUUAUCAAAACAUCAGAGUCAUGUUCUGUAAUUGCUGCACUCAUUGCCACUGUUGCAUUCGCUACCUCAGCCACAGUGCCUGGUGGAUUAAAAGAGGAUACUGGGCAUCCAGUUCUGGAAAACCAAACAGAAUUUGACGUGUUUUCCAUCACUUCCCUAGUUGCUCUUAUCCUCGCUGUCACAGCCCUUGUGUUUUUUCUUUCCAUCAUUACUUCGAGAUGUGAGGAACGUGAUUUCGAAAAAACAAUGCCGGGGAAGCUUUUGCUGGGCUUAAGUUCUCUCUUUGCAUCCAUUGUUGCUAUGUUGAUCUCAUUCUGUGCAGGGCAUACCUUUAUCCUGAGAGAGAAAUUGAGAUAUGCAUCAGUUCCAAUAUAUGGUGUUGCUAGUAUACCAGUGGCAUUUUUUGCUCUCGUGCAGCUGCCACUAUGUUUUGAUCUUCUGUGGUCUACACUCAUAAAAGUGCCACUUCGCAAUUACGAGGUGUUCUUUGAUUAGAUUUCCAUCUAUUUCCCUCGUAUCGCAAAGCUCACUCGAUUAAAUCUUUUUAUAUUGAUAAACUACUCUAAAGGUUCAACCUGGAAUAUAGCAUUAUUAAACAAAGCAGUCACAGUAUCACAUUCAAUAAUCUCUGCGUAGGACAGAGAAAGAC